Sesamum indicum (sesame) is the source of this 1117-nucleotide messenger RNA. NCBI's taxonomy places the organism in Eukaryota, Viridiplantae, Streptophyta, Magnoliopsida, Lamiales, Pedaliaceae. The record is from RefSeq and is a predicted model, not a curated record.
CCUUUAUUUAUCUUUAAAGCAAUCAAAAAAUUUCUGUCGGCCAAGGCGUGAGGGCUGUAAUUUACACAGAAAGGAAGAGAAAGAUCUGCAUCUGCGAGCUUCGAUAAUGGAUAAGAUAGAGCACAAGUACGUGGAAGUCAACGGUCUGAAGCUCCACGUCGCAGAAAUCGGAAGUGGAUCGUCGCCGGCCGUAGUGUUCCUGCACGGAUUCCCAGAGAUAUGGUACUCUUGGCGCCACCAGAUGCUCGCCGUCGCCGAAGCCGGGUUCAGAGCUAUCGCACCUGAUUAUAGAGGGUACGGGCUCUCUGACCCGCCGCCCGAACCCGAGAAGGCCACGUUCCUGGACUUCGUCGCUGAUGUCCUUGCGCUUCUUGAUGCUCUUGCCCUCUCCAAGGUUUUUCUCGUCGGUAAAGAUUUUGGAGCUGCGCCCUUCAUGCCGCCCCGUCCUCCCACACAUCAUCAGCACCUUCCCGAGGGCUUCUACAUCUCAAGAUGGAAGGAGCCUGGACGUGCUGAGGCUGAUUUCGGUCGUCUUGAUGCCAAAACAGUGGUUAGGAAUGUUUAUAUAAUGUUCUCCAAAAGUGAAGUACCAACAGCUCAUGAAAACCAGGAAAUCAUGGACUUGGUGGAACCAUCGGCUCCUCUGCCUCCUUGGUUCACCGAGGAGGAUCUUGCAGUCUAUGGAGCCUUGUAUGAGAAAUCAGGUUUCCGGACUGCAUUGCAGGUUCCUUACAGGUCAAUGGGUGCAAAGUGGGACAUACCAGAUCCUAAGGUUGAGGUUCCAGCUCUGCUGAUAAUGGGCGAGAAAGACUACGUCCUGAAAUUUCCAGGAAUAGAGGACUACAUUAGGAGCGGGGCGGUCAGAGAAUUCGUGCCCAAUUUGGAGAUCACGUUCAUGCCCGAAGGAGGUCACUUUGUUCAAGAGCAAUCACCUGAUGAGGUGAAUGACCUCGUCCUCAAGUUCCUCAGAAACCAUCAUUAAGGAAGGGCAUGAAACUUUUGUAACUUUCAGUCCGAUGUUAGCACUUGUAAUUCAAGGAAGUUCUUCACUAUGUUUGAAUUCAUGUUAUCGCAUUGUUCAAAAUAAAAUAAAAGACACUCAAUAUUUAUUUUUAUA